Molecule: messenger RNA, 2524 nt
Organism: Rhododendron vialii
Lineage: Eukaryota; Viridiplantae; Streptophyta; Magnoliopsida; Ericales; Ericaceae
Product: F-box/WD-40 repeat-containing protein At5g21040
Exons: 1
Coding region: 505-2241 (578 amino acids)
Cellular component (GO): preribosome, large subunit precursor
Molecular function (GO): protein binding
Source: RefSeq, a predicted model, not a curated record
ACACAAAAAAGUACGGAGUUCACGGUUUCCAAUCUGUCGGUGACGUCCCUCUUUAUUACUCCCUAUCAAACAUUCACACGCCUUCCGACCUAACCCUAAUCCCUCCGCCAUUCUAAAUCCCGAUUUAUCGCAGUUGGAUCCCCCAAACGAUCUCUUCCUCUUGUCCGAGGUACCUCCUUACUCAUUUCAGUUUCAAAUCUGUGCGUGUGUGGAUCGGACAAACCCUAAUUCAGUAGAGCUUGUUUUCCUGUUCCGGUUUGGUUUUUGUCAAAAUUGUAUUCGAUUCUCAUAACCCGAUUCUUGUUUCGUUUAUAAAGGUCUUGACUUUUAGGGUUCGUAUUUUGCUUCCUUAGAAAGAUUUUUUGGGGUUUUAGUUACUUUUUCCCAUUUUUGUUGAUUCGAAAGUAUACAGGGUUCAAGGUCAAUUAGGGUUUCAAUUAUUGGAAGUUUUUGGGGCUAGAGCUGUCUGGGUUUUUAAAAAAAAAAAUUAAGUUAAUACAUUUUAUGGCCUUUGAAUGCCACAAAGCUACGGAGGUUGGUUUGUCAAACAAUUUGGUGCAUUCUGUUGAUAGAGCUAGUGGUGAGCAACUUGAGUUUGAUCAGAUUAAAUCCCUUAGUGGUAAAGAAAAUUUGACAUUUGAUUCAAAAGUAGAAAUUGAGUCUGAAAACACUAAACCCAUUAUAGAAUUUCGUCCCAAGGAGGGGACUUUGGCCCUGUCUAGUGCGAAAUCAUUGCCUGGUAAUGAGGUUUUUUCUAAUUAUUCUCGGUCAAUUACUGACCUUCCUCCGGCGUUGAUAUCUGAAAUCCUUAAUUGCCUUGACCCAAAGGAGCUUGGUAUAGUUUCCUGUGUCUCUAAUUAUCUCUAUAGUCUCGCAUCUGAACACAACGUCUGGAAGGAAUUCUAUUUCGAGAGAUGGGGGCAACCCAUCGUCCCGACACCUCUUGGAUCGGGUUGUUCAGCCAAGAAGACUUGGAAAGAACUCUUUGUAGAAAGGGAAUUUCGGAGCAAAACCUUUCUUGGACGUUAUAGUGUUGAUGUUUUAUAUGGCCACGCUGAAGCAGUUCGCACAGUAUUUCUCUUGGCUUCUAAGAAGCUCAUAUUUACUUCUGGGUAUGAUUCGAUUGUUCGUAUGUGGGACAUGGUGGAAGGCUUGGCAAUUGCAUCCUCUCGUCCGCUUGGCUCUACUAUCCGAGCAGUUGUGGCAGAUACAAAACUUUUGAUUGCUGGGGGUACUGAUGGUUUCAUACAUGGCUGGAGGGCAGAGGAAGGACUACCUAAUUUGUUUGAUCUUGAAGGUCCUAAAAACCAAAAGAGCUCUGAGUUCCGACUCUGGGAGCACGAAGGCCCCAUUACUUGUCUUGCUUUGGAUCUGACUAGAAUUUAUAGUGGCUCUUGGGAUAUGACUGUCCGUGUCUGGGACCGUUCCCUACUCAAGUGCAUGAAAGUUUUGAGGCACAGUGACUGGGUUUGGAGCCUCGUUCCUCAUGAUACUACGCUGGCGACCGCAGCAGGCUCUGAUGUGUAUGUUUGGGACAGUAAUACUGGGAGUCACAUUGCCAUGGUUAGCGAUGCCCAUGUUGGCAACACUUGCUCUUUGGCUCGAAGCCACACAGGGAAACUCCUUUUCACUGGGGGAGAAGAUGGGGCUAUUCACAUGUUUGAGCUCAGCAAUCAUUUCGUUGAGGAUAAUUUGCUGCAGCAGGUUGCAACAUGGAUUCCUCACUCUGGUCCUGUGAAUUCCCUUGCGUUCGAGUUCCCAUGGCUUGUUUCGGCUUCCAGUGACGGGAGGCUUUCACUUAUUGAUGUGCGGAAGUUGUUAAAGGUGAGCAGAAGAUCUGCAAUUAAAAACUCUAAAAGGGUAUGCAGUCAGGCAUACCAGAACCAUGUUGAGCCCCCGCAGAGAAUGUUACAUGGAUUUGGCAGCAAUUUAUUCUCAGUGGGCAUUGGUUGUGAUCGUGUUGUGUGUGGAGGCGAGGAAGGGGUUAUUCGGAUCUGGAACUUCUCACAGGCUUUGGAGAUUGAACAGAGGGUUCAUGCUUCAAGAGGCAUGCGACUGGAGAACAGGAUGAGGCGCCGCAAGAUCCAAUUUGAGAUGAACAGUAAGGGUGGCCGUGAGAUGAACAACAAGGGUGGCCGUGCUGAACAAUGCUCAGUUGCGGCAAAGAAGAACCCUGUGAAUCGUGAUAGGACUGGUGUAUUUCACGUUAAGCGUGGGGUGAGUGGGAAUCCCAAAGCGUAGAAGUGGAUGCUGCUUUCUUUGUUGCUUGCCAUUGCAAGACUUUCCUGGCUAAGAAUACUAUAUACAUUUCAUCAUUUUAGCAAGUCUUUUAGCUCGAACUAGCAUUUGGAUUCUUAACACAAUGUUGGUUUGGUGGUAGUCUUUGGAUUCUUAGCGUUUGGAUUAUCUCGCAACUCCUCACAUUUACCCUUUUUACCCUGGUAAAAGGAAUCCGCUAUUAUCAAUGUGACAUUUCUGGUUUGAUUUGGAAUAGGCAGUAAUGAAUUGACUAAUUCAAAUGGCA